Aspergillus pseudotamarii is the source of this 1351-nucleotide messenger RNA. RefSeq lists its product as uncharacterized. The record is from RefSeq and is a predicted model, not a curated record. Bases 1 to 879 code for a protein of 292 amino acids. Lineage: Eukaryota; Fungi; Ascomycota; Eurotiomycetes; Eurotiales; Aspergillaceae. The transcript has 2 exons.
AUGGAAAACCGACUACCUACUCGUGCACUAAAGCGGGAGAGCGACAGCCAUGAGCAGAGUUCUAGCUCUAAACGAUCACACGGGGCGACGAUGGAUCCUCUAGCGCUCAAGGACUUGGGCGAGCACUUAAAGAUUUUACCCGUGCCUACGGACACCGAUGACCUGGAAACGACAUCGCGAAAGAUGCAGGAUCUCGCCAGGGUUGUUGAGCGGGGCAAUAGUCUUGCACUCUGGACGGGACUGAAGCUGGCGUCGCACAACAAACGCAGGGAUCUGGAAAGCUCAGCUAGGGCACAGAUGACGGAAUCUGAAUGGGAGCUGUAUGAGCGCUGGAAAGGAAUGCAAGACACCUGCAAUGACGGGGACGAGCACAAUAACCAAAGUGAGCAGCAGAAGCCAUUGGAUAUUCCAGAGUUCAACUGGAACGAGAACAAAGCUCCUGUGCCAACAGGAGCUCACAGUGUCCGAAAAUUUACACAGCGGGCAGCAGUCAUGGACAUGGUCUGGGGCCACCAAGGCGCCACUCCCGAACAUGCAUCAUGGCUGACUUUUAAUAUGCCAGUUAUGCUACCCCUCAUUAAAACGAUCACCAAGGUCUCUAAUAUCCAGAAGCACAUUCAGGACGCCGAUCCUCUUGCUGGUAAACUGACAGACAUGGAGGCUGCAGAGAUUGAAACCGUGCGCAGGGUAGUAGAGGUCGCAGAGGGAAACAGAUUACGUGAAUUGGAACGGAUCCGCAAGCUGGCCAAAUCCAUCUCGAUUCCAUAUAUCUCGAAUCACCCGAUCCGACCGGUAAUGACGCAAGGUUCGACUGCGGUAAAAAGAGACCCUAAGAGUCGCUCGCAUCCAUUAUUGGUCACCGGGCUCGUCGGAUAUUAAUCUGGGUCAUAUCCACUCAUAUCCGAGGACACCAAACCCGAAGCGAAACAAAUCUCCAUUUUGGCUGUUGUUAAGUCGUUCUAUGGCUGAAUUGCGGUGUCCUCGGCUUCUUGUACAGUGUACUUAGGCUUAAGUCUGACCUUGGCAUACAUUCCCAAACACCAAAACAAGGCAAUUUAGUAGGGCUAGCUGUCGGAUUCUUCCCAACUAUGACGGCAUCUUUCUAGAAGAGAUUGAAAUUUUGGCCGCCAGAUGACCUCAUGGCCAACCAUCCGAGGGAGUGGACAACAAUGUUCGGUAGUAUCCUGUAUGGAGUACAACCAGGCAGAAGUCAGCAGAUGGCCAUAGCGUACAUACAUCCAGAGUACUGUACAUCCCUUGGACUAGAGCGUACACCACGGUGCACAACAGAGGAUCUAAGCCAAGUCGUCUGUACGGAGUUAUCUUGGCCAGAAUAAUUGCCAUGCAGCUG